CGCGCAUGGUGACGAAAUGGCAUCAACAUGGCGGACAAGGUGCUUUUCCCUAUAAAAUGGAAGUUGAAGUAAUUUUACCAUAAAAAGUGCAAGCAAUAACUUUGAUUUUUUUUAUUUCACAAUAAAGAUGGCAUCAUCUAAAGUUGUGAAGGUUGACGAUGUGCAUGGUCCACCACAAAAUGCAGCUUUCAUGGGAUUUGAGCGCUCUCGUACAAACCAGUCACUCUCAACAGACUUUCUUGCUUUUGGAACCGACUCAUCAUAUCUGCCAACAACCAGCAGAAUAGAUGAUGGUUCUGGACUGUAUGAUGAAGAAACUACAGAGGAAGCUCAUGAUAAGGUGUUCCCUCUCCCUGAGAACUGGCCAAAGAUUCCCCAGAUAUUUCGCCGUCGUAGUUGUGAGCUGACAAUGGCCACCUCUCCAUGUGUAAAUAAGGCAGUCUCCCACCUUGAGCUUCUUCAGAAUGUCAUUGAAGACUGGAGCAAGGAGAAAGUGUAUGAAAUCCAGAGCCGGCAAGCAUCAGCAAGAGCAUCUGCCAAAGAUGUGCGGUUUGAGGGCAAGGGUUUGAGAAGUGCCAGUACGAGAGCCUCCUCAGCAUCAGCCCUGUCAGUCACAGGCCAGGGGCUCACAGCCCCACAGAAAGUUGAGAUAGUAGAGCCAGCUAUGCCGUACCUUGGAGCAGAGGACGCUGUAGAUGAGGUGAUGACUUUGCUGGCAAGGCUCGAGAACGACCGACAGGAGACAGAGAAUGCCCUGGAACGUGAGAAGGACCGGGUCAUACGUCUCAGUAACAAGAUUGACCAUCAUCGGCAGAGGAGGAUGAAGGAACUGCCUGAAGUUGUGCAGAGGGAGCAUGAGGAGAGUAUAGUUGACCUAAACGAGAUGCAGUGGCACGUUGCAUAUAGCAGUCGGAAUGAGUCACGUAUAAAGGAGAGGGUGGAAAUAGCCGAGGUGCUCAAUAACAGACUCAAAGAAGAUAUUGACUUUGUCAAGAAACACAUCCCUCUAGUUGAAGAGAAGUUAGAACUGGAAUUGGAAGCAAUGUCAAAGAUCAGAAAUGCUCAGAACGAGACGAACCAGGAGCUUGACAACACACGUAAUCGGCAGGAGAAAACGGAGGCGAAGAGUGGCGAGGCCUACCAGAAGGCAGAAAAGGAGCGUGGUCAUAUUAAGAAAGAGCUUGACACUGUCAGGGAGGCGCUUGCUUCCAUUAAUGAAGACUUGUCUGAAUCCAAGAUGACGUACAACGCAUACAUCCACCAGAUCAACGACAUUACACAGCAGCUCAAGGACAAUGAACAGGAACUCAAGGUCCUUGAGGUCAAGGUUGAGAAUGCCAAGGUCGCCGAAGAAAUGCAGGCUGCAAAGGUUGCAGAAAUUAACACGAAGAUUGUGGAUGCAGAGUUUGAGAAUGCCAGACUGGACUCAGAGAAUACCCAGCUUCAGGCACAGCUUAAUACGAAGAAACGUCAGUACAGCAACACCAUUAACGAGCUAGAGCAGAUUAUGCGUGCCCGUGACAGCAAGCUGCGACAGGUGGAACUCAAGAACAAAGAAGUUGAGAUGGAGGUCCAGGAUUUCGAAGACAAGAAAAAAGAGUGCAAACGUCAAAAAGACAUGGACGAAAAGAAUGUCAAGCGAAUCUACAAGGAGAUGCAGAAAAUUCAGAUGCAGUUAUCUGUCACAAUUGAUGAGUUUAACCGUGUCGCUGCCAUCAACUCUACCAUUCGCGACCAGCUCAUCUCUGAGCAGGAAAAGACACACAAGAUGGAGGAAAGCCUCAAGAUGACUGCUGACAGCCUGAAGCGCCAGGUGAAGGAUGAAGUCCACACCAAAUCUGUCAUGACGGCCCGUAUAUCAUCUGAUAAACAGGAAAUACAGAAAUCACGUGGUGAUAUCAGGCAGAAGAAAAAUAAGGCAGCAAAGGUGGCUGACGAGGUGGUGACAGCUGUCAACACUGUCCGCGAGAAGGUGGAGAAACUUCGCUCUGCCAAGGAGAACAAGAACAGGAAAAAGAGCAACUUGUCUGCCCAGAGAGAAGAGACAGUGAAGCAGAUGGAGGAGUCAGAGAGGAAGUUUGAUGAGCGCAAGAACCAGCUUGAGCCCCACCAUAAACAUCUCAGUGAUGACCUGUUGAAUGUGAGUCGUCGCAUGGACCACAUCGAGUGGAAGUCAGAAAUGAUGAACAACAAGAUGGGGGACAUGGACAAGUCUCAGGGUAUGAUAGACCGUCUCCUGGUGAACACGAAGAUUGCGCUAGAGACCAUAGGAGGCCAGUUAGUUGAGUUGGACCUGCAGAUACAAGCUGCCCAGAAGAUUGAAGAUGACCUGAAGAUGCAGCUCAAUGGUGUACAGUCGCGUAUUCGAGACAGUCAGCAGGGCCACAGAAAACUGAUGGACGAGAGGAAGAUCAAACUGAGGGAACUCGAGGAGCAGAAAGUUAGCAGUAUGAAGAUGAACAAGGAGCUGGCAUCAAUGUACCGCACCCUGCAGAACAACCAGAUGGUCGUCAAGGACAAAUACAUCAACAACUUUGGGGAUCGUGUAAAGAUGGAAAAUUCCAUUAAAGAUGUCAGAGAGUUGCAAGCCCUACAACUCCGCAUGCAAGGUGCUAUGACUGAGUAUUACAAAUUGAGAGGACUUUAUAACACUUCCGAGCUUUCACGCAUGGAAGAUAUGUCAAUUAAAAACAGUGAAAAAGUCAGCGAGCUACAGGGCAACAUGGACACAGCCUUGAAAAACAUAACAGAGUUCUUACAAACUCAGAUGACUGGAGAAGCAAUAAAGAAAACGGCGUGGGAUAAUUUACAGAAAAACGAACAGCGAAGGGCCGCACGUGAGAUGAGACGAGAAGCACGAGCAAUGAAACUGAAAUCCACCAGCACGGUGACUGUGGCAUCGUAAAUAUUUGGAUAGUAUUCAUAUAUGUAAGCAUUAGUUAAGAAUUUAACUGUGAUAUUUAUAUUUCAUUGUUUUCAAUAUGGAUGUUUUUUUUGUUUAAUGGUGUUUGUUAAUGAUACAUGCAUUUGUCAACGAAACGUCGGUGUUAUGUGCAUUUUUUGUUUCUAUAUGCAUCAAACUAUCAGUAAUAUGUACAUGCAUAGUAUUAAGCUUUUUUGAUACAAAGUGUUCUUGUUGAUUGUAUAGAUGAUUUUUGGAAUUUAAACAAUUUUAAAGUUCUGUUCAAAGAAAACAAGUUAAGAUAUACAUGUAGUGACAGCUUGAUAAAGUGAGGUAAAGAGGUGAGCAGUGACACCUGUUUGCGGUGCUCUUAUUUUAUAGUAUAAAUAGUAUGUUACUUUGAAAACUUGAAUUUUACAUACUUAGUUUUUACAUUUUAUCAAAUAUUUGCCAAAAUUUGUUAUAGUGCUUUAAAAACGUUUUAAUUAUGACCAAUUGUGUUGUGUGUUCGGAGCCAGAGUUAUAUGGCAGUAAAUUUCUGUGACCAAUUUAAAUAAUGAAACGUAUUUGUAAGUUGAAAUGAUCUUAGUGUCUCUUUUGCUUUCAUUGAUUUUCUACAUAUUUGUGUAAAGUGAACGUUAGUAAGUAUCAAGUUGCUGUCAUGUGAAAAAAUCAUCUUGAUGUCAUCCUUAACUUUCCAACAGAUUUAAGACGUCUAAAUCAACAACUGAAAUCCUUUAAAGAACCAGGCGCUAGGUGCCUUAACAAAAAGGACUGACUCACAAAUGAGCUGUUAUUGUCAAGAAGAAGAAAGUUUCAUAUAUUUAAUACUUACUACACAAAUAGAUUUAAAAAGCAAACAUGCUGUUUUUGUUAUUUUGAGCCUUUCUUAAAGUCUCUUUAAACAAGUACCAGAAGAUAAUUGUGGACCACAUCAUUUCAAAGAAACAAUUAAAUUAACACGAUUGUCAUGCAGACGACAAACUGAAUAUAUUUAUUUACCUGUAUUGUUAUGAAAUUUAGAUUCUCUGUUAUAAAUGGUUAUCAGUUAAAUUUUGAUACAUUAAACUGUAUGAAAGUGAUGAAAUUUCCUUUAAAGAGUUCAUUAUUUUAUGGAAGCAUUCUUAAUUGCAUCCCAGUUGGAUGUUGAUUCAUAUGUUGCAUCUUACUGUAUACAAAUCAUUAAACAAAAAGUAUCA
This is a messenger RNA of Mya arenaria, 4101 nucleotides long. RefSeq names its product coiled-coil domain-containing protein 178-like. Lineage: Eukaryota; Metazoa; Mollusca; Bivalvia; Myida; Myidae. The transcript has 21 exons. The record is from RefSeq and is a predicted model, not a curated record. Bases 128 to 2905 code for a protein of 925 amino acids.